AGCGAGCGAGCCCCGACGGCCGUGGUUGGUGGAGGGGGGAAAAUGGGGGACAGUGUGGGGUGGUUUGGGGAGACUGAGGUGGGGAGUAGGGGGAGAACUAGGGAGGGAGCCUCACCCCCGCGAAGCUUUCUGCGCACGCGCAUCUCGGUGCAUCUGUUGGGCGGGGCUGCGGGGCCUGUGACACCGCCCGCUGAGCUCUGUGAUGUAGCCGCUUGCGGAGACUGGAAGCAGGCGCGGCGCGCCCGGCCCGCCCUCUUCCGCUGCCGCUGUGGGAAUGGAAACAUCUGCCCCACGUGCCGGAAGCCAAGUGGUGGCGACAACUGAGCGCCACUCCGCGGCCUGCCGCGCAGAUCCUCUGCGUGUGUCCUCGCGAGACAAGCUCACCGAAAUGGCCGCGUCCACUCAAGGAAACUUUGACGGAAAUUUUGAGUCACUGGACCUUGCGGAAUUUGCUAAGAAGCAGCCAUGGUGGCGUAAGCUAUUCGGGCAGGAAUCUGGACCUUCAGCAGAAAAGUAUAGCGUGGCAACCCAGCUGUUCAUUGGAGGUGUCACUGGAUGGUGCACGGGUUUCAUAUUCCAGAAGGUUGGAAAGUUGGCUGCAACAGCUGUGGGAGGUGGAUUUUUUCUCCUUCAGCUUGCAAACCAUACUGGGUACAUCAAAGUUGACUGGCAACGAGUGGAGAAGGACAUGAAGAAAGCCAAAGAGCAGCUGAAGAUCCGUAAGAGCAAUCAGAUACCUACUGAGGUCAGGAGCAAAGCUGAGGAGGUGGUGUCAUUUGUGAAGAAGAAUGUUCUAGUGACUGGGGGAUUUUUCGGAGGCUUUCUGCUUGGCAUGGCAUCCUAAGGAAGAUGACUUCAUGUUCAUUGUUCCUGUUUUUUUCCAGCCAGCAACCUCUACACUCCAUCAUAGGACAUCGAGUCCCUCCUCCUCUUCUCCUUCCUCCCUGCCAUGGCAAAUCCGAGUGGCUUCUAUAAGCGUCUGCUGGUACAAGUUAAUGUGGCACCAUGAGCCUGAUGGUGGCAGAAGAGACAAUAGUCCUUAGCUCUCCUCCCAGUACACCCCCUACUUGGUCAGUCUGUAGGUCAACAAGAAAGUUCCUUUACCCCCAUGCAAGACACUUAUGAGAACACGUUGCAAGAUGGCUGACUGUGGAGGAUGAGUAGAUCCUGAAAGGUUGUCCCGAACUGUUGAUUUGGAAAAGAAAUAAGCACAUAGAUAACCUUAUUGUGUGCUGCAUGGAAAGGAACUGAAUACAUUUGCCUUUAAGCAUGAAAGAUUUUGGUAUCUUGGUGUCUACUUUCUUUUUUAGUUGGCUUUACAUUACAGAAAGAGCUAUUUAAAUCUGUUAUAAUUAUGCCGACAAAAUUGGCAGCAUAAUUAUUAUAAUUGAAAAAUCCGAUGUUGUCCAGGAAUGUUUUCUACCAUACAGGAUAAUGUAUCUCAUGGCUGUUUCCAAAGGGUUUAUUUAUUGUAAAACGAGUGAUUUAGGUGGGAAAGGGAAGAUCUUGGAUUUUUAUUUCGUAGAAAAGGUUUUAAGCUUUGAAAUGUGAAUGAAGUAUUCUUAUCAAAACAUUAGGGGUGGCCAUAACUCCUCUGUGCCACUUCUAUUUUUUUUUUUUAUCUAGUUAGUUUGAAAUAUAACAUUUAAACCAGAAUUUUAAAGAAGUAGCUUUCCAGGGAUUCCGAAUUAAGAAAGAUACAUAUUGUAUCUUUCUUGUGAUACAUGUGAAAUAAAUUUCCGUCAAGUGUAAUCUACCAUCUCAUGAUGACCACAACCUCUAGAAUUCUGUAAAAGCUCACACAUGCACACACACGCACACACACACAUGCACACACACAGAAUCUUAGCAUAUUUUGCUGUAGUGGCAUGUUACCAUGUCUACAGUCCCAACCAGAAUAUCAGUCAGCUUUCAGAGGGUAAGACUUCUGUCUUCACCAUUAUACUCACAGGGCUUAGCACUUAAUAGGUGCUGAGUAUUUGUGGAAUAUAUGAAUAAUGACUUUAUAGAAAGAAAACUCACUAUUAAAGGUUAGUUUUACUCAGAAUUAAUCAUUAAUCUUGGAGAUGAUCUCUUGUGAAAUAUGAGUGUGUUUCUAAGGCCAUACAUUUAAAAAUGUUUGCAUUUUAACCCGUCUUGAGAAUGAUGUAUUGAAUUUGAAAAUCAAAACUACCAGUGGAUGUGUGGAACUUUACAGACAUCACCUAUUUGUGUUUUUCUCCUUACAUUUAAGGAAACAUAAGCCAUUUUGUUUGCAAUAUGUAUGAAUCAUCUCAAAACCACAAUGGUAUGAGCCUCUUUGCUGCGUAUUUUUCUAUAAGAACUUAUUUUUUUUCACUUUUUAUUAUGGAUGCUUUCAGGAAUAUAUAAAAGUAGAGAAUAUAGUGCAAUAAUCCCCCCAUGUAUCUAUCACUCACCUACAACAAAAUUAUAGCUAUGCUCAUUUUUACCAAUUAUUGUGAAACAAAUAUCAAAAUGUCAUUUGAUCAUAUUUCAGUAUGUAUCUCUAAAAGGUAAAAAUUAUUUCUAAAAAUCAUAAAUAUAGUACCUCAUCAUAUCAAACAUUAACAGUAAUUACAUAAUAUCCAAAAUCUGAUCAGUGUUCAAAAUUUCCUUGUCUCAAGUAUUUUACAUUUAGUUUGUUUGAAUCAAAAUUCAUGCAAGGUUCACAUUGUAUUUGCAUGAUUUGAAUAAGUCUCUUAACCUUAUAUAUCCUCCUCUAAAUUUUUGUUUGCUAUAUAUUUAUAUCUAUAUAUAUUGAUAUGGAUAUAUGUAGUGACACUGAGUCAUCUGUUUCCUGCUUCCCCAUACUCUGCCUCUCCUGACAUCUGGGUCUCUUGGGUUAUGCCAUAUAUGGUGAUAGUGACUGCAGCCACUUUAGCUGUGUGACUUACCCACAGCAAUGGGAUGGUAACAGCAAAGCUAACCAAAAUGCUCUGUGCCCCUUUGGGUUGCAUGUGGGGAGACUGGCCACCCAGUGCCUCUCCAGUGGGGUAGGGGUUGUCUUUUGGUGCAUCUGUUUUUCCUGUGAUUAUUGGUGAGUACAGCAAAGAUUAGCAGGUGGUUCUAAAUUACCUUGAGUAGGUUGUAAUAGUCUGGCCUCA
Molecule: messenger RNA, 3104 nt
Organism: Mandrillus leucophaeus (drill)
Lineage: Eukaryota; Metazoa; Chordata; Mammalia; Primates; Cercopithecidae
Gene: FUNDC2
Product: FUN14 domain containing 2
Exons: 5
Coding region: 275-844 (189 amino acids)
Biological process (GO): autophagy of mitochondrion
Cellular component (GO): mitochondrial outer membrane
Source: RefSeq, a predicted model, not a curated record